CAGGUAGACUUGUGUAACACUCGUAUGGUGGCUUUCGCGAAGAGCGCCGUAGGAACGAUCAGCAUCGUGUCAGCAGCAAGAGCCGCAUGAGGAAACAUUCUGCUCGAUGAAGCUCCACCCAGCUUCAAGACAUGGACUCUUCUCCCUUCAGCGGUCGAUUCUCCUCACCUCAAUCGAACGGCUCUUCUCAACGACGCGCAAUAUCCAUCGUGCAAAAUACCCAGAUUGGACACUCGAGCCACCAACCAAUCACCGCCCGCGCAACCACGACCAUCAAUCAAGCCAUAGCAUGCGCAGCGCGCCCUCCUCUACUGCAAAUAUCGCAACACGCAAGAGGCACCCAAAAUAGCACAACAUCCCUUGACACUGCUGUGCCUCUUGUUUGACAUUGACCAGCUCUAACCUGUUCCUGGCAGCCCGCGAUGCCGAAGCAAUAUCCGCCCAGGCAUCUGAGGGAUGGAAGUGACGAGCACAGCGCGGUAGAUUCGCAACGCGUGGGAGAGGGGGGGACGGAAGACACCGGCGGGAGCACGCAGUAAAGUACGCAGACGAUGCAACCCGCCCGUCGUCCGUCAUCAAAACGGCUUGGAAGCCAUCUGCGAUACCACACCGUACCGCACCGCACUGUGCCUCCACGAUACUACGCGCUCUUGCAACCCGUCCCGUUCGCGCUGUCAGCCUGCCAUCCAGUGCCUCCACCAUGCAGCUCACCGUAACCCUCCUCGCGCUCACCAGCCUCA
Molecule: messenger RNA, 740 nt
Organism: Paraphaeosphaeria sporulosa
Lineage: Eukaryota; Fungi; Ascomycota; Dothideomycetes; Pleosporales; Didymosphaeriaceae
Exons: 1
Coding region: 132-386 (84 amino acids)
Source: RefSeq, a predicted model, not a curated record